This is a messenger RNA of Capsicum annuum, 1587 nucleotides long. RefSeq lists its product as uncharacterized. NCBI's taxonomy places the organism in Eukaryota, Viridiplantae, Streptophyta, Magnoliopsida, Solanales, Solanaceae. Gene Ontology annotation, molecular function: mRNA binding; demethylase activity. Gene Ontology annotation, biological process: mRNA catabolic process. The record is from RefSeq and is marked predicted.
AUGCCGCCGGCAGCCGGCGUUGUUGGUGCUCCUAUGGUUCAACCACCAGCUAUGGCAUCCGAAACAUACGCUAAGGACGCAAUUAUAGCGUGGUAUAGAGGAGAAUUCGCUGCUGCAAAUGCAAUCAUUGAUGCGCUUUGUAAUCAUAUUACUCAGCUAGAAAGCGGCCGAUCGGAAUAUGAAUCGGUUUUAGGUGCCAUACACAGAAGGAGACUGAAUUGGAUCCCAGUUCUUCAGAUGCAAAAGUAUUAUUCCAUUGCUGAUGUCACUCUCGAGCUACGUAAAGUCGCUGCUCGAAAAGUUACUGACAGAAUCGAAGUCGGAUCCCAGGCCGUGAAAAAGAGUGAAGUAACGAAAGAGUCGUUGAAUGGAAUGAAGAAUUUCCAAAACGGAAGCGGCGAGGUGGUAGAUGAAGAUACGGUCAGAGAUGAAUCAAAUGGAUCGCCGGAAAGUGAGAUCACGGAUACAGGAUCCCAAGAAGCACAGCAUUUCCUGGAUUCUGAUGAAUUUUGCACAAACCAUGAAAACUGCGAGGAGAGGCAUGACCAGAUCAAGAUGACAAAGGGGUUUGUGUCAAAGGAACCAGUCAAAGGACAUAUGGUGAAUGUUGUGAGAGGUCUUAAGUCAUUUGAAGACGUUUUUACUCGGAAUGAACUCUCUAAAUUAAAUGACCUUGUGAAUGAACUUCGAGUUGCUGGUCAAAAUGGUGAACUCUCAGGUGAAACUUUUAUUUUGUACAACCAGCAGGUGAAGGGCAGCAAAAGAGAGCUAAUUCAGCUUGGUGCGCCAAUUUUCGGGCAUGUAAAAGAGGAUGCAACCUGUCAAAAGAGUUACAAUGAGCCCAUUCCAGCUCUUCUGCAAAGAGUCAUAGACCACCUGAUUCAGUGGCAUCUAAUAUCAGAGAGUAGAAGACCUAACAGCUGCAUCAUCAACUUCUUUGAUGAGGGGGAGUUUUCUCAGCCUUUCCUGAAACCACCUCACUUGGAACAGCCAGUAUCCACCCUUGUUCUGGCUGACUCAAUGAUGGCAUUCGGACGAACGCUUGUAUGCGACAGUGAAGGGAACUACAAAGGGUCGCUCAUGCUUUCUCUAAAAGAGGGGUCUCUUUUGGUCAUGAGGGGAAAUAGUUCUGAUAUGGCCAGACAUGCCAUGUGCUCAUCUGCUAAUAAAAGAGUUACAAUUACAUUCUUCAAAGUCAGAACAGAGAUGGAAAACAACUUUUCAGAAGCUGCUCCUCUGACUAGAGCCAUGACCUUAUGGCAACCUGGUGUUCCAACACAAUAUGCAACUGCAAAUGGACGACACAAUGGUUAUGAGCCAAUGGAUGUGAGCCCCAAAUGGGGUGUUGUUCGAGCUCCGAUGGUUAUGCUAGCACCAGUGCGUCCAGUUGUUAUGAGCCCCCGGAGGGCUCCUCGUGGUGGUACUGGUGUAUUUCUGCCAUGGAAUGGUGGAUCCAGAAAACCUGCAAAGCAUCUUCCACCGCGUGCUCAAAGAGGACGGUUCCUUGCGCUACCUCCCCCUGGUGACUCGCCAAAAUCCGAGACUGCUUCAGAACCAAGUUUGGAUCUUGAUGGCAAAUCACCAUAG